ACAAUGACGGAUGAUUCUUCUUCAUGGUUUUUUUAUUAGCUUAAAUUGGUUUUGAAUGAGUCCCAUAAGAGAAGUUCUUAGAUCUCUGAAUUAUGUCUUCAAUAAAUAUGGUCUAGAAUGGGUUGUUUGUGUCCAUGAUCAAGAUUUGAAACCCACAGCUUUCUUGUGUGUACAACUCACAGAUCAUCUUCCUAAAUAUUUUGAUAUGAGGGUUGAUUGACUAAAUAGAAUAAAGCAGAAGUCUGACAGUGGAAGAACAAAGAACAUAAAUAAUUGUUUGUUGUAGCUUGCAAACACGUUGAUCUUUCCUACCGGAAGAUGAACGGAAGCUUGUUCUUGAUGAUUGAUAGCAUAAUGCCUUGAGAUGAAGCUUGUCAUAUGCUUUAUAAUAUUUCAUCUUUGUAGUUCCAAGUACUACUCUUUCUCCUCAAAUGCAGAACUUUCAUGUCACACGUUCCAACACGAGGAAGACGACUUGCAAAGCACGGCCAAAUCGCCGCUCGUCAACGGUACUGUUAUUUCCUCUCCACUCUCCUCCCUGCGUCAUUAACUAUAUCCCCUCCUCUUCCCUUCCACCAUCUCGUCUCUUUCGCGUUCUCCAAUCCAAAGGGGGAGAUUGCCGAAGCUUCUGUCCCCUUGGGCAUCGCGGAAUCUUGGCGGGAGGAGAAAAGACAGCACCUUUUCAUCAUUCGAGGACUGAAAUCAGAGAAUGGCGCAACAAGCUCAAGUGCCUCAGUUCGGCAACUGGGAAACUGCUCAAGAUGUCCCUCACACACAAUGCUUCAAUCAUGCCCGGAGGAGAAAGAGUGGAAGAAAUGCCACCAAUCCGAUUGAUCCUAAUGAAAGCUCAGAAGCUCAUGCUAAAGCUACAUCAUCACCGGACCAUGCAGCUCCAUCUACAACUGAGUCCAUUGCUGAUACCACAAAACCCAAGGAUGUAAAUCCUUUGAAGACUAAUGGUGGUAAUUUUCGUCGAACCGCAACACCUCCUGUGCGCAAAUCCCCUGCAAAUCAAGCAAUUUUUGGUGACAACCAGAAGAGGUUUCAGGGUAGAAUAGCAUCAGAAGUCACUCCAGGAAGAAUCAGAAGAAACCUCUGCGAUCGAGCAAAUGCAACACCUGACCAUUAUGUAUUUGUGCCACCUUUCGCGGGAUGGGAUGAGAACGAUCCAGCAUCAGGCCAGAAGUAUACUGAAGUCUUCAACAAAGUAGCUGAUCAAAGAACUCCUGGAACUCCAUUUAAGCUAUCGCAACCGAGUUCUCUGAAGCAGAAAAGCACUGAACCUAAGGGCUGUGGGUGCCUAAGCUGGAUCUUUUGAGCUGAAGACUUCCUACCCUGGUGAGCAUUUUUGGAGGUGCAUGCAGAAUUCUCCAGAUAAGGCAUGUCCAAUGGAGAUGGAUGUGUUCUCAAUAUCUGUCUGUUUAGCAUCUUAUCAUAAUGUCAUUGCAUGUUUGUAUGCAAGUUUGCAUUUUCUUUUUCUUUUUCUUGUAUCAUGGCUGCUGCUUUACAAGCUUGUUGACCAUUUUCUGGCGUUGACUUUGAUGCUAAAAUGAAGAAAGAUGGUAA
Molecule: messenger RNA, 1566 nt
Organism: Musa acuminata AAA Group (dessert banana)
Lineage: Eukaryota; Viridiplantae; Streptophyta; Magnoliopsida; Zingiberales; Musaceae
Product: RPM1-interacting protein 4-like
Exons: 4
Coding region: 710-1318 (202 amino acids)
Cellular component (GO): plasma membrane
Source: RefSeq, a predicted model, not a curated record